ACUUGUAGGAAAAUGUCUAGAGUUCUCCUUGUCUGUCUCCUACUGUGGAGUGUCAUUAUUUUAGAGGCCGCUCCUUUGCAAAACAAGGAUUAGAUAUUAUGAUUAGUGGAAAAAAUUACUACAUUUCUUCAUCUAAAUGCAAUUGGUUCGAAGCUUCCAAUCGAUGUCGUCAAAUGGGAGGUUUUUUACUCAAUCUGGAGAGUAAGGAAGAACUGAAGUUUUUGACCCCUUAUCUCCACCCAGCUCUUAGCUACUGGAUAUCCACUAAUGACCUUGGAGUUCGGCAUUUCUACGUAUCCGAGGCCACUGGAAUCGAGGCACCUUUCCUGGACUGGUCAGUCGGACAACCGGACAAUAUCGAGGGCAAUGAGCGGUGUGUGGAACUUUGGCCAUCAACUAGCUCCUUUCAGAUGAAUGAUCUUUCCUGCCAAAGACUGGUGGGUUUUAUUUGUCAGGUAAACUAGGAAAAUUAUGCCCGAUAAGAAUUUAUAGUGCAACAGGUAACCUUAUCAGAAAAAAAUUGUAGUAAAUAUUGGAAGAAUGUUAAGCGUAACAAGAGGCUAUGGAAUUCUUAGGUAAUGCUUGUA
Drosophila serrata is the source of this 587-nucleotide messenger RNA. RefSeq names its product C-type lectin 37Db (gene lectin-37Db). NCBI's taxonomy places the organism in Eukaryota, Metazoa, Arthropoda, Insecta, Diptera, Drosophilidae. The record is from RefSeq and is a predicted model, not a curated record.